CUUUUCAAGUACUAAAGUUUCCGAGCAACGCUUUUUCACACGAAUAAAAUUUCCCCAGUUUUGCCUGGUUGAAAACGUAUAUAAAGGGCCAGAGAGUUUAGACCAGGCAGUUCAGAACAUUGUCGAAGACAGAACAAUGAAGUCCGCUAUUGUAUUCGUCGCGUUGUUGGUCGCCUUUACAUGUAAGUAGAAGACUAUCAGAAUUCUUAUAAUCUGUUUUCUAUUGUUAGUGCUGUCGUAGGCCCUAUAGUAAUAUUCUAGCAAGAUUUGUUGCAGUAUUUAGUUGAGAUUGUUACCGUAGACUGCACUGUAAGUCAUUCUCUAACCUCCUUUAGUUGAAAUUGUUAACCUAUCCGUGAUAUGGGAAUAUUUCAACAAUUAUAACAUGCAUGAGUUAAUUUUUUGCUACUAGUUAGGUACAAAAGAAGGUAGAGUUACUUCCACACAUGUGAACAUAUGCCUUUUCAGUUGAGUUUAGUCAGUUUGAAAAAAGUCUAAAUGGAUUUGUAAAUGAGAAAUGUCUGAUUAUAAUGAAUGGUUAAGCCGUUAAUAAUAUCAAUGCUGUGAAUCUCUGAUCAUUUCUCAUUUGCUUUUUAUUUUUUUUCCAGACUCUGCUCCUGUAGAGGAAGGUAUGUCGCUUACGUUGUUACCAACUCUCUCAUUUUUUCGUAAUUCGUAAUUAUGCUUUGUUUAUAUGGGAAAGGUUAGUUCGCUGACCUCAGAAUGACACUUCGUCAAAACUUUUUUCCCUUCAAGAUUGGUUUAGAAACAAACUUGGAGUAGGGUUAGGGUUAGGGUUAGAGUUGGUGUUUGGAAUAGGGUUAUUAUUAUUAUUAUUAUUAUUAAGAAAUAUUUACAGAGGAUAGACAUUUCCGUAUGAACAUACUGCUAAAUGUUAUUGUUAGUAAAACGUUUGCUUUGUUACGUUUUGUCACUCUGGAGCCAGUGAAGUAACCUCUUCUUGUUUAUAUUAUAGAUGAAUUAUCAGAAGUAGCCCAAGAAGGUAAAAUAUACGAAAUUUUGUCAUCUGUGUAAAUCCCCUUAUAGAUAGAGCGUUUGCACUCAUUCCCUAGGGACCAACUUAACCAAGCCAUGGCGGCCAUGUUGAUGUUCCAGACAAAAGAGUCGAAUUAAACUUCUUUUGAAAACCAACAUGGCGGCUGUGACGUCAUGUGCAUACGCUCUAUUAUCCCGUUAACUUUGCAAGCAUUCCUCUAUUUCCCUACAUAGUGAUUACCUCUAAUAUUCAGUCAACGCCUCGCCGUUUUUGUCCGUUAUCAGAGGAUCAAACGCAACGUAAUUCACGGUAUACUAGUCUGUUUUCUAACCAUCAAACUCAAUUUUUCUUUCAGAUUAUAAAAAAGGCCAUUAUAAAAAUGGUCGCUAUGGAAACGGGAGAAGAGGUGGUGGUCUUGGAAACGGAGGAGGACUUGGUGGUGGAGUUGGCGGUGGAGUUGGUGGUGGAGUUGGCGGUGGAGUUGGCGGUGGGGGAGUAGUAGUUGGCGCUCCAGGUGCUCCGGGUGCUCCAGGUGUUACAGGUGCUCCAGGUCGCCGAGGUGCCCGUGGCCGCACUGGUGCUACAGGUCCCACUGGUCCAACAGGCGCACGAGGAUCCCCUGGUCCAACAGGUCCACAAGGCGCACCAGGAUUUCCAGGACCCAGAGGUCCAGCAGGACCUCCAGGUAAAAACGAAGACUACGUUGAUACGACUGCAAGAAAAUAGUUUCAUCUCUUUCCACUUUCAGUCAUCCGUUCUUGAAUUCGUCCAGUUUCACGUUCAGCCAGAACUGAACUAACAUUUUAACACAGAACAUCAUGCUUGUUUUCUUGAGCUAUAUAUAAGUGACUGCAAUUCCCGAACAAGGUCGUUUUCAGAAUUUGGUUAGAGGAUCGCAUUACUCACUUAAACCAAACGGAACAAUAAAGACAUGUUUAAGAAAACAUCAUUGAACAAAUUAUGCUGGUAACAUUUUUUCAAUAUAUCUACCAUUCGGAACUAUCAUUUGCUUUUCUACAUUAGAACUGUUCUAUAUUUUAGUUGUUGUAUCAACCUCCUUAUUCCUUGCUAAAGAACAUAUCAACAUUUAAUUGCAGAAUAUUUGAUUUGAUUAAAACAAUUAAUUACAACAUUUGAUUCAAAACAUUUCAAUGAAACUUUGCUUACAAUAUAUUAUUCGACUAAAACAUUUUCCUUGCAAUCUAUGUGUGUAGGCCCGACUGGUCCUCAAGGUGAUACUGGUGAUAAAGGAGAACCAGGAUAUCCAGGUCCACCAGGACCACCAGGUCCACCAGGACCUGGAGGUGCACCAGGUAACGAUGGAGCUCCUGGAAUUUCUGGUAAAGACGGAGAUCCAGGACCAGCAGGUCCACCUGGCCUACAAGGAGAAAGGGGAGAGCGAGGAUUUACUGGAGCGCCUGGCAGGGACGGAGUCAAUGGCGCACCUGGAGAAAAGGGAGAUCGAGGUAGGAUGAGCUGAAUGAGAUAUUUAAUUUGUAAAACGAUUUUAAAGAAUAAUGGACCACGAAGAACAUGUGAAGCAAAGAAGACAACGUCCUGUGCAUUCGAAACACUUUCCAUAGUUAGUUGGUCUAACUAGGGAAUGUUCCCAAAGAGAAUCAAUACUCCAUGACGAGUUGAGCCAACGAUGACGAAAACGACUUCAAUUCAAUGGACCUUUCCCCUUAUAACUAAAAUCUCGAUCUAGACAAAAAUUUCAUCACAGCUUGAAAGAGCAUCACAAAAUUAGUAAUAUUCCAAAGUUUUGUUGCAAAAUCUUGUAAAAUGCGGAUAAUAUAGCCGUGCGAAGUUUGCCGUUUUUCAGUCAAAAUGUAUUACAAACGGGAAAUUGACAUCCGAUUCGGGUGUUGGGGCUGCAAUUUCGGUUUGUAAUGCAAAAUGACUGAAAAUUGCAAACUUCGCAAGGCUCUAUUUUCCUCAUUUUACAACAUUUCGCAACGAAACUUUGGAAUAUUACUAAUUUUGUGAUGCUCUUUCAAGCUGUGAUGUAAUAUUUGUCUAGACUUGCCUAGAUCAAAAUUUUGGUUAUAAGGGGAAAGGUCUAUUGUCCCAAUGUAUUACAGUUCAUUUGGAUAGUUUGUCUUGUGUUUGCUGUUUUAGACAAUUGUAGUGACACUCGUGGUAGUAGUAUGUUGAAGGCUGCAUUUAUUUCUAUUUUUGUAGGAGACCAAGGAGGACCAGGUGCCCCCGGCGCCCCUGGCCGUGACGGUGCAGAUGGUGCUAAUGGCGCUGAUGGCCAACCAGGUGCUCAGGGACAACCAGGACCAGUAGGACCCACUGGGGCACGUGGAGUUACAGGAGCUACUGGAUCAGCAGGACCUGCUGGACCAAGAGGACCACAUGGACUACCUGGCCCACCUGGACCUACAGGUAACAAAAUAUAUUUAGUUGAUAAUACAUCCAGAAGUAACAAUUAUAUUUAAUCGAUCCUAGCGCGUUAAUUUAUGUGUAUAAAUAACUUUGGGCCUUAUUAUUAUGUAAUAACAUAUAACCCCAUACAAUUAUUAACUAUGGCACUAUCAUUCCAGGAGCCACUGGCGCACCAGGAGCACCAGGAUUAUCAGGCGUCAGACUUGUCCAAGGAUCUGGUGGAGUUGCUCGAUGUGAUGCCGGUGAAGUUGGAUUAGAUUGUUCAAGUUCCUGUGGCAAGACCAAACGUCCUGACCUCAGAACAUGCAAAGACCUUUGUGGAUAUGAUGGGUACAAGUCCAAGUACAGUCAUCUCACGUUGGUCUGCGCUCGUGUUGGAGGACAUACUAUAUACUGAGAGGACACACUACCUAACGAUAUGCUUGCUACCAUGUUAAAAAAUUGAUUUUCAAAUAAAUGCUAUUAAACAAUCCUUGUAUUUCUCAACUUAAGUCGAUAUAC
Messenger RNA from Paramuricea clavata, 3889 nucleotides. The record is from the annotation of a GenBank genome assembly. NCBI's taxonomy places the organism in Eukaryota, Metazoa, Cnidaria, Anthozoa, Malacalcyonacea, Plexauridae.